This is a messenger RNA of Seriola dumerili (greater amberjack), 4662 nucleotides long. RefSeq names its product palladin, cytoskeletal associated protein (gene palld). The coding region runs from base 135 to 4640 and encodes 1501 amino acids. Lineage: Eukaryota; Metazoa; Chordata; Actinopteri; Carangiformes; Carangidae. The transcript has 21 exons. The record is from RefSeq and is a predicted model, not a curated record.
UGACGGUCUGACCAAUAAGGCUGCUCUUCUGGAAGGAGAAGCUUCGUUUUCGCUCAUUCUUACUUAAUAAACGAGACAAACCUGGAACCACGAAACCAGGAGAGAGUGUUUUCGACAAAUAGCCCACUUUAAGGAUGCAGGACGGGAGUUGGAAUCAGCCACUCCCCUUCUCUCUGCUGCUAAAGGACUCAGCAGUGGGCGGGACUUUGGAGGGAAAUGGAGGUGUGUUUUCUGAGGCGUCCUCUGAUGGGGAACUCUACCUGGACUCUGGUACUGAGCUGGAUUGUGGAGAUGGGGACUUUGCAGAUCUCACUGCCUUCUUAAGUGCAGAAGAGAUUAAUCGUAGCCUGGACCUGGCCCGGGAGUCCUUUGGUGGCACAUGUGAAUCUGAAGAUCUGGGCCCCUCUAAUCCUACACCUCAGGAGCAGGUUCUCCAACCCGUCCCCUCCCUCCCUGUGAACACCCAGACUACUGACAACCUCAUCACAAGCACUAACCUGCACCACCAGACCAAAGCCCCCUACCCAGAUGAUAUCGCAGCAGUUAGAGUCUCCUCCAGCCAGAACGCUGCCCUCAGCAAACCUGUGCAGGUGUCCAGUGAGGCUCCGUCCUCUGCUGAGAGGGUGGUGCGCCACAAACCCACGCAGCCAGUUUAUAAGCAGGACAAGCCCAGGCUGGUUCACGAAGGCCUGGAGCUGAACGACCGGGCAGCUUCAGCCACGGAGUUCUGUAGCCGAGCUGCCACGUUCAUCGAGGAGCUGUCCUCCAUUUUCAAAGGUUCUUCUCAUCUGGAGCAGCAGGUGGAGGAGGACUCCUCCUCUCCUGACAGUGGCUACCUGUCUCCCAGGAGCCAGCGACCGGCGCCUCAGGGCUCAGUCUCUGCUCCCUCUCUGCCUCCCAGCCAGCAGGAGCAGACGCACCACAGCCAGACGGACGUCGGCCCUCAGCCUGGGGGCCCGGUGGCAGUGGCAGCUUCUGUGAGGUACCAGCACUCAGGAGCUCCGACCACGACCGGACCCCUGUCCCCUCCUCAGUUCCUCCAGAAGCUGAAGAGUCAGGAGGUGGCAGAGGGAAGCCCCAUCCGCCUGGAAUGUCGGGUAAUAGGAAACCCCCUCCCGCUGGUCAGGUGGUUCUGUGAAGGCCGUGAGCUGCACAGCUCUCCUGACAUACAGAUCUGGAGGGACGGUGACCUGCACACGCUGGUGAUCGCCGAAGCCUUUGAGGACGAUACGGGACGUUACACCUGCGUGGCGUCCAACAGUCUCGGAGCAGACAAUACCUCUGCUGAGGUUUACAUUGAAGGAGCUUCAUCAUCAGACUCGGACGGAGAAGGAGCAAAAUCCAGAUCAGGAACCAUGCCUCAAGUGCAGAAGAAGACUACUUCAAUGUCCCUAACAAUACGCUCUUCAUCACCCAAAACCACGGAGGUCCUUCCUCACCGCUCCACCCUGGUUCAGGCUCUGUCUCAGCCCCCACAGAGGAUGCAGAGCCCGGUGUCGUCACUGUACGCCAGUGAGGCGUCGGGCCCCCCUGUAUUCACUAAGCUCUUGCAGGAUGCCCAGGCGUCCGAGGGCCAAGUGGUGGUUCUGGAGUGCAGGGUGCGCGGUGGCCCUCCUCUGCAGGUCCGAUGGUCCCGCCAGGGAGAGGAGAUCCUGGACUCACCUGAUUUUCGUAUUCUCCAGAAAAAGCCUCGAUCUGCAGCUGAGCCAGAAGAGAUCUGCACCCUGGUGAUAGCCGAGGCCUUUCCAGAGGACGGAGGUCUGUUCUGCUGCACGGCGUCCAACCUGUAUGGCUCCAUAAACAGCACCGCCCAACUCACUGUCACUGCAGCGACCGAGGACUCAUCCAGUAAUGGCAUGUCUGGUGAUAGCUCAGGGUUUGAGGAUACGGCCGCCUUCCCCCCUCCUCCCCCACCCACAGAGAUCAGCCUCCUGGAGCUGCCACCCAAGACGCUGCCUCAUCCCGGCACCGAGGCUUUCCAUAUCAAGGAGCUGGAGAUCUGGCCCAGUGUGUCCACCCUGCCUGCAUUACAGAUAGGCUCAGAGGUGGAGGACAAGGACAAGGAGAAAGAGUCUAUACAGAACGGCCAACCCCCGAAUCCACCGUCACCUCCAAGCCCACCUAAAGACAUCACGCCACCACCCCCACCUCCACCUCCACCCCUGCCACAGUUUGACUCUAUGGCAGAUGUUCCAGUCACAGCCCAAAGUCCAGCUCAGGUGGCACCAGACUCACCUCCGACCCCAGGCAAGGUGUCUCCAUCCCCCGCGAGGGACGGCCCUCCGCUGCCGACCAAGCCCAAACCGAAGCUGAACGCGUUGCAGCUGAAGCAGCUGCAGGAGCAGAUUCUGUUGGAGCAGCAGGAAGCAGCCAGCUGGCAGCAGCAGAACCAGGAAGUCCCACCUUCACCCCAGGAAGUGCCUCCACCUGCUCCACCAUCUCCACCUCUCCCUCCUCCUCCCUCCUUCCAGGAGCUGGAGAGCAACGUACCGACCAUGCAGGCCAGCACCUUCAACUACGCCCGGCCCAAGCAGUUCAUAGCUGCUCAGAGCCCCGGUGGGCCGGGCUACGUCACCCAGUCCUCUGGCUCCUCGGGGUCCAGCCUGUCCUCCCCGAUGUCUCCUCCCACCUCGCACAAACCCUUCACCAGGGUCACCGUGCCCCCCUUCACCAAGGCCGGCAGUGUGGAGUCUCCGAGCUCUCCUUCCUUCCCGCCUCCGCCUCCGCCCUUCCUCAGCUCCAGUAACCUGUCCUCUCCAACGGGCCCCGCCCAAGACUUCCCACCUCCCCCGCCUCCUCCUCCUCCGCCCAUGUCCAUGUCUCCAGCCCACUCAGACAUGUCCUCUCCAUUCUCCUCCGUCCCUCCGUCUCCAGCCUCCAGCUUCCUGUCCUCAGUGUUGCCCUCCACACCGGGCAGUCCCACGGUCAACGCCCUGGGCCUUCCUAAAGGCAACGGGACUGUCAAAGCGUUCCCCAGGAAGUCCUCGGGCAGCAAGACGCCUCGCCUCGCCUCGGACUCCGACAUCCAGGGAUCCAAGGACGCCGUCAUCCAGGAUUUGGAGAGAAAACUGCGCUUUAAAGAGGAGCGCAUAAGCAAUGGUCAACAGAGGUUAACCUAUGAGGAGAAGAUGGCUCGCAGGCUGCUGGGUGCUGACAACGCUGCCACAGUCUUAAACACACAGGACACAGAGGAGGAGCCAGUCACACAGGAAGACAAGUCAUCUGGUAGAGACUCUUACCCUCAAAAGGAAUACAAAGUGUCCAGCUUCGAGCAGCGUCUGAUCAGCGAGAUUGAGUUUCGACUGGAGCGCUCUCCGGUGGAGGAGUCCGACGAUGACGUGCAGCACGAUGAAGACUCUGCUGGGCGGGGGGUGGUGCCCUCCUUCAAUCAGAAGCUCAAACACUACAAAGUCUUUGAGGGCAUGCCCGUCACCUUCUCCUGUAAGGUCAACGGGGACCCCAAACCGAAGGUCUACUGGUUUAAAGACGGCAAGCAGAUCUCCAAGAGGAGCGAGCACUACAGGAUCAGCCGUGAGCCUGACGGGACCUGCUCCCUGCACACGGCUGCAGCCUCGCUGGAUGAUGACGGCAACUACACCAUCAUGGCAGGCAACCCUGAGGGCAGGGUGAGCUGCACCGGCAGGAUGAUGGUCCAGGCGGUGAACCAGCGGGGCCGCAGCCAGCGCUCGGCACCUGGACACAUGCGCAGGCCCAGGUCCAGGUCUAGAGACAGCGGCGAUGAGAACGAUAACAUCCAAGAGCGUCACUUCCGCCCACACUUCCUGCAGGCGCCCGGUGACCUCAUCGUUCAGGAGGGCCGACUGUGCCGGAUGGACUGCAAGGUGAGCGGCCUGCCCACUCCAGACCUCAUCUGGCAGCUGAACGGACAGACCAUCCGCCCAGACUCCGCCCAUAAGAUGCUGGUGAGGGAAAACGGUGUGCACUCAUUGGUCAUUGAGCCCGUGACCAGCCGGGACGCAGGUAUCUACACCUGUAUCGCCAGCAACCGAGCCGGGCAGAACUCCUUCAACCUGGAACUCAUUGUUGCAGCCAAAGAAAUGCACAAGGCCCCUUCGUUUAUUGAGAAGCUGCAGAACACGACCGUGGCUGAGGGUCAUCCUGUGCGUCUGGAGUGUCGCGUCACUGGAGUGCCCUAUCCACAGAUCUUCUGGAAGAGGGAGAAUGAGUCUUUCACUCACAACACAGACAGAAUCAGCAUGCACCAGGACAACUGUGGCUACCUGUGUAUGAUCAUCCAGCCAGCCAUGAAAGAGGACGCUGGCUGGUACACCGUGUCAGCCAAGAAUGACGCAGGCAUCGUGUCCAGCACUGCACGCCUCGACAUCCACAGUAAGUUUCCACCGGUGAACUCUCGCUGCUCAUCGGACCGUUCGGCCUUUACUUCCUGUCCACUCAUGACGUUUUUAACCUCCUGCUCUGUCCUCAGCUCAGUGGCAGCAGCCCAACCUCCCCAAGCCCAAGAAGGUGCGUCCCUCCACCAGCCGCUACGCCGCACUGACGGAGAGAGGGCUGGACGUGAAGGCUGCCUUCUUCCCCGACUCCAGCCCGCUGCAGCCCGGCGGCCUGGUGGAAAGCGACGACCUGUAGAGGCCACAGGCAGGCGCGAGGAAAAACCCUGAGAGCUGCCCCUCGCUCGCUCCC